This is a messenger RNA of Aegilops tauschii subsp. strangulata, 1601 nucleotides long. Its product is annotated as mRNA cap guanine-N(7) methyltransferase 1. Gene Ontology annotation, molecular function: mRNA 5'-cap (guanine-N7-)-methyltransferase activity. The record is from RefSeq and is a predicted model, not a curated record. Gene Ontology annotation, cellular component: nucleus. NCBI's taxonomy places the organism in Eukaryota, Viridiplantae, Streptophyta, Magnoliopsida, Poales, Poaceae. Gene Ontology annotation, biological process: 7-methylguanosine mRNA capping.
CCUGAUUGAAAUCCAAAAGAACGCUCCUCAAUUCUGUUCCGUCCAGAACGACGCCCGCAGGCCGCCCCGCUUUCUUCGCUCGCUCGACUGCUCCUCCGCCACCGGAGCUCCGCCCGCCGGCCGUCCUCCGCCCCCUGCUGGCCCUCCACCGUGCGAGCCUGUCCCGUCCCGCCCUAUCUUCCGCGCGGCCCCGUCCCGGCCCCGCCUUCUCCUCGCCGCGCCGCCGUCCGCGAUCGCCGGGGUGAUGAACAAGCGGCCUCGCGACGAGCCCUCCUCCUCCCUCGCCUCCGCCCAAAAGCGCCAGUUCGGCGCAGGCGGCGGCGGCGGCUAUGGGGGACAACAAGGGUACUCGGAGGAGCGGAACAGCGCGCGGCGGGUGGCGGACCACUACAGCGCCCGAUCGAAUCAGACGCUCGAGGAGCGCGAGAACAGCCCCAUUAUCCACCUCAAGAAGCUCAACAACUGGAUAAAGAGCGUCCUGGUCCAGCUGUAUGCGCGUCCAGGAGACUGCGUUCUAGAUCUUGCUUGUGGCAAGGGAGGGGAUUUGAUAAAGUGGGAUAAGGCCAGGGUUGGCUAUUAUGUAGGCGUUGAUAUUGCAGAAGGCUCGAUAAAAGAUUGUAUGACCCGUUAUAACGGUGAUGCUGAUCAACAGCGAAGGAAGAAGUUCAGCUUUCCUGCACGGCUUAUUUGUGCUGAUUGUUACGAGACUCGUCUGGAUGAGUAUCUAUGUGAGGAUGCUCCAUUUGACAUAUGCAGCUGCCAGUUUGCAAUGCACUACUCGUGGUCAACUGAAGCACGUGCAAGACAAGCCCUUGCUAAUAUAUCUGCAUUGCUUCGUCCUGGAGGCACUUUCAUUGGAACGAUGCCUGAUGCUAAUGUCAUUAUUAAAAGGCUAAGAGAAACUGACGGGAUGGAGUUUGGAAACAGUGUUUACUGGAUUACCUUUGGUGAAGAGUACAACGAAAAGAAAUUCCCCGCAUCCAGGCCUUUUGGAAUCAAGUACAAGUUUCAUUUAGAGGACGCAGUUGAUUGCCCGGAGUGGGUUGUUCCAUUCCAUCUCUUCAAACUACUGGCAGAGGAGUAUGAUUUAGAGCUGGUUCUAAUGAAGAACUUCCACGAAUUUGUACAUGAGUACUUGCAAAAGCCUGAGUUUGCUGAUCUCAUGCGAAGGCUGGGUGCUCUUGGUGAUGGACGAUCGGUCCAAAGCACACUAUCGCAAGAUGAGUGGGAAGUGUCCUAUCUCUACCUCGCAUUUGUUCUGCGUAAGCGAGGCCCUCCACCCUCCCAGCGGAGAGCCAACAAUGCUAACAGAGGGAAGACGUUCCUUGCUGAGGAGGACAUCGAGUUUCUUAGCAUAUAAAGCAGAAUUUGCCCUCCUGGAGCUUACUAACAGGUUACGGAUUCUAUCGCUGCGUAAAAGAAAGUUGUAUCUUUAGUGGCUCACCUGUGGUCUCUCCGAGGCGUAUCUGUUAUGUAACUUACAAGUGUAAUGUAUAAACAGCAUGGGCUAGAUACUCAUUAUGUAAUUUUGCAGAGAUGAAUAAAUAUUUAGUUGUCAUACUUCACGCAAAAGCUCUGAAGUUCUAUAUGAAACGUGGAAA